Molecule: messenger RNA, 1130 nt
Organism: Culex pipiens pallens (northern house mosquito)
Lineage: Eukaryota; Metazoa; Arthropoda; Insecta; Diptera; Culicidae
Gene: Mtl
Product: ras-related C3 botulinum toxin substrate 1
Exons: 4
Coding region: 208-795 (195 amino acids)
Biological process (GO): small GTPase-mediated signal transduction
Molecular function (GO): GTP binding; GTPase activity
Source: RefSeq, a predicted model, not a curated record
CCUUACAAUCUCAAUCGCCUCCCCUCACAUACAUACAGCUGCUGCUUUUGCGGAACUGAAGUGGUGGUGUGAAGUGAUCAACAUUUUUUGGAACAUUUAAUUUACACUCAAAUGACCUCACAAAACUGAACGAAACCAAGUUGCGUUUAUUUUCAAGUGUUUAAUUGUUCUUACUUUAGCGAUUGUCACAGGAAACCCCCUACGAAUAUGGCCUCGGGAAGACCCAUUAAGUGUGUUGUAGUCGGCGACGGAACGGUCGGCAAGACUUGCAUGCUCAUUUCAUACACUACCGACAGCUUUCCCGGCGAAUACGUUCCCACGGUGUUCGAUAACUAUUCCGCACCGAUGGUAGUGGACGGAGUGCAAGUUUCGCUGGGACUGUGGGAUACGGCUGGACAGGAGGACUACGACCGGUUACGACCACUCUCGUACCCACAGACUGACGUGUUUCUCAUCUGCUUCAGCGUUGCCAGCCCAUCCUCGUUUGAAAAUGUGACUUCCAAAUGGUACCCAGAAAUCAAACAUCACUGCCCGGAUGCACCAAUUAUUCUAGUUGGAACCAAGAUUGAUUUGCGCGAGGACCGGGAAACUCUCAGCGCACUAGCCGAGCAGGGCCUGUCGGCGCUCAAACGGGAACAGGGACAAAAACUAGCCAACAAAGUACGCGCCGUCAAGUAUAUGGAAUGUUCAGCACUGACCCAGCGUGGCCUCAAACAGGUAUUCGACGAGGCCGUACGGGCUGUACUCCGACCGGAACCCCUCAAACGACGUCAACGAAAGUGUGUUGUGAUGUAAUGAAUCUGUCUCCUGUCUGUCUUCUGCUAGUUUGAUAGUGUCACACACACUACCCGACGCUCUCUAUUGUACAUAGGUUAAAUGGAGUAAACAAACACACACAACACUCAAAAUUUGAACAACAAAACAGCUCCUUAGUUCAAAUAGACAACUCAUUUCGUAAAAAUCUUUACAACAUUUUUUUUAUAACAUAAAAAUGUAAAGAACAAUAAGUGUCAGAACUAUGCUAUUUGAAAUUUCUCAACCACACAACUGAAAAAAAAACUUUUGAACCUUUAUAUUUUGUGCCAUCGCAACGAAUGUCAACAAAAGUAAUGUACAUUCAUGAAACAAAA